AUGACCGAGUUUGUUACCGAGGCGUUCACUUUGCUAGGCGCGGCCAUCGUCAUCAUUGGCCUACGCACCCUUGCACGAUGGAUCAUGGUUGGACCUAAGAACUUCCAGCCCGACGACUAUUUGAUGCUGUUGGCAUGUGUGGUUUACUCGUUUGAGACAGCGGCCGCGUAUACGGUUGGGGCGUGGUUUGAAGGACUCGCAAACAAUGCCAUGACCGACGAGCAACGAGCCGCAUUGUCUCCUAGCUCGCAGGAGUAUUCCCUACGAGUGGGCGGAUCCAAAGUGCAGGUGACCGGAUGGUCGCUGUACACCCUUUUGCUCUGGCUGCUCAAGACCUGUAUGGCCAUCUUCUAUGCCCGACUGACGGCCGGAUUGAUCAACAUGCGCAUCCGAAUCCAAGUUGCUUACGUCUUGAUUGGCACGACCUACAUUGCGACCCUUUUCUCUAUCCUCUUUGGUUGCCAUCCGAUGGAGAAGAACUGGCAAAUCUACCCCGAUCCAGGAAACCUUUGCCAGCCUGCUGUAUCCAAGAUCGAUAUAUACGUGACCGUGGUCUUGAACGUACUCACAGACAUCUACCUGAUAAGCAUUCCGGCCCCUAUGUUAUUCCGAGCUCGCUUGCGAUGGCGAGAGAAGGUUGAGCUGCUGGUCCUGUUCAGCGGCGGACUGUUCGUCAUGAUGUGUGGAAUUCUACGUUGCGUCUUGAUCUUGACAGAUGGAGCCAACGGUGCCGAGCAAGCAGGAAGUUGGGCAUGUCGCGAGACCUUCGUCGCUGUUGUGAUUGGAAACGUCCCCAUGAUCUACCCGCUCAUCCGGCGCAUGGCCCGCCGUGCAGGCCUCUACCUCUCCACCAAAGGAGGCUCGCAGAGUGAUCCAGCCUACCAGCUGUCUGAUGGCGAUACUGGCCCCGGUAGCUACCCGAAGCGCAAGAAGUUCAGGCAUCCUCUCUCGCUGCCCGCCGACAGCCAGUGGAAUACAGUUAGCGACGAGCAGAUGAUCCUGCCGGAUUCUCGACAGCAGCCGGCAACUUGUACAGGAGGCGACAAUGACUGGGAAACACAUAGCCACGCCAGCCACAAUGGCGGUAUCAAAGUGGUGCAUGAAACGAUUGUCCACAGCGCUGAGAAGGAAUCGCGGGCAUAG
Messenger RNA from Penicillium chermesinum, 1143 nucleotides. RefSeq lists its product as uncharacterized. Lineage: Eukaryota; Fungi; Ascomycota; Eurotiomycetes; Eurotiales; Aspergillaceae. The transcript has 6 exons. The coding region runs from base 1 to 1143 and encodes 380 amino acids. The record is from RefSeq and is a predicted model, not a curated record.